AUGGGCAUAAUUGAAUCAUUUUUCAAUGAUUUUCAGGAUCAGGAGAGAAACUUAGAAAAAGAAGACCUGGAAGAAGUUCGCUCUAGCGAUCUUAAUGACGUUUGUGUCACAGAGGAGGAAAGCCAGAAUGUGACUGAAGAGCCAAGCGACACCGAAGACCAGAAAAAGAUAGAAGAAAUGGAAAUUUUACUUGAACAAGAAAGAAGUCUUUUCGAGGAGAGGAAGGAGCAGAUGGAAAAAGAAAUUGAGCGCCUCUCCAUUGAGAUCAACGUCAUCCAGAAAGAAAGAGAGAAAGAGAGUGAGCGCCUCUCCAUUGAGAUCAACGUCAUCCAGAAAGACAGAGAGGCAGAGACUAAAAGAUGGACUGAAGAAACCAGUGAUCUAAAGAAAAUAAACGACCAGCAGAGAGCAGAGAUUGUCCGCCUCAAUAAUGAGAUUGAAAGCAUCCAGGCAAAUAGGAAGGCAGUGAUUAAAAAGUCGACAAAAACUAUCAACAAUCUCCGGCAGACGAACCAGCAGCUGAAAGAAGAGGCUGGCCUUGUUCUUGAUGAUUAUGAAGCCCUCCAGAAAGAGAAGGAGGCAGAGAAAGAAGAGGCAAAUAAAGCCAUCGCUGAUCUCCGCGAGAUGAAUGACCAGCUGCAGAUGAAAAUGAAGAGCAAUAAUGAACUGGAAAAAUCAGUCUGCCUUCUGAAAGAGGAUCUCAAAAGGGCCAGUGAACAAAACCGAGCACAGAUGGAAAAGGAAACCAAACUAAUCAGGGAGAAUGAAGCCUUGGAAAAAAAGAAUGCUGAACAAAGGCAAAAUAUUAAAGAUAUGUCAGAGGAAAGACAAAGACUGAAAAGUGAAUUAGAGGUGGCUCACGUCAAUGACUUGGUAAGGGGAGGAAGGUACAAGGCUCUAGCUAGCGAGCUAGAGGGAUUUAAGAAUAAGGUCACUUUACUCGAGUUUGAGUUAGCUAGAGCCAUGGAAGAGAAUGAUACCUUAAAGGAAGACCUGUCUCGUUUAACUGAGGUAAAGGAUCAUCCUGAAGAAACGGGAGAACAAGUCGUAGUUGAAGAACUAAAUGAUCAAGUGAAAAUUCAGGAUUCAGAAGAACUAAUAGAAAAAGAAGUGGUAGUAUGCAAAGGUCGACCUGCAAAUAAGUUGGAGAAGACAACUGAAAAACAAUGCCCAGAAAGAGACCAAAAUAAUGCAGAUGUAAAGGAGAAAGACGCUUGCGCUCCUCAAAAUGUGGGUGAGUCCCAUAGGCCCCAAAAAGACGCUUCUCCAAAGAGAGAGAAAACUCGGCGCAAACUAAUCGUAUUUGACCUAGAGCCCGAUUCACCCAAGAUGGACAGGAGUCCAUACUCGGGACUUGCAACACACACAGAUGGGCUCUCUCUCUCAAGAUGGGACAACUCUAUAAUAUUCAAUGGGGAACUAGUCCCAUUUACAUACCAAAAGGAAGGAUUCGUGAUCAUCAAACUGGGCGUCCCAAGGAAAUUCCACAGGGCCAUCAACGGAGUCCAGGGAAGGACUCUGAUAGAGUUCACUGAAAAGAGUGGUGGUGCACUCAUACAGCUGCCCUCACGGUCUGACACAUCAGAUCUUAUCAGUGUCAGUGGUACUGUCCAGCAAGUUCAGCUAGCAGCUGGUCAUAUUGAAAAGUUGAUCGGGAAAUUCUGCUGA
Messenger RNA from Macrobrachium nipponense, 1668 nucleotides. RefSeq names its product rho-associated protein kinase 2-like. Gene Ontology annotation, molecular function: RNA binding. Bases 1 to 1668 code for a protein of 555 amino acids. The record is from RefSeq and is a predicted model, not a curated record. The transcript has 2 exons. Lineage: Eukaryota; Metazoa; Arthropoda; Malacostraca; Decapoda; Palaemonidae.